AUGUCUCUCGUAUCAAAGUGGAAUACUCAGGCUACGGCUACCUCUUCAACCCCCGCGGAACCAGAAAGCUCCCAACAUGAAUCUCUUUCUAACAGCAAGUGGGCCUCCAUAUCAACUUCAUCUGACAAUUCUAUACCUGUAGCUCCUAAGAAAACAGGAGUCGCAAACUCUGCAGACCUUGCACAUGUACCCAAAGGACCUCGCGGGACUCAGGUCCUUACUACAUCCUUACCCACGGGACCUGCUGCAACAACACCUUCUGGUUCUGCAGGUGGCAUCUCUAGCAAGCACAGCCAUGGUUCUCACGAUAUCAAUGCAUCAAACACAGAUAUUAGUGACCGCGGGUCUGUGACAUCCCAAGACAGUGCCAAAAGCACAACGAGUGUGUCGUCAGGCGGUGGGAACCAUAGCUCAAUAACAAUACCAACAAAUAACAAAAGUCGCUACCGUGGUGGUAGGCGCAAGGGAUCAAAAGCUGCUGAAGAAGAUAAAAUGUCGUCGGAGGCCAUUGCCUUUAUGAAACGCUUGGACACAUCAAAAUCAGAUAUACCAACUGGACCUGCUCAGUCAACACAAGACCCACAAGAGCCAACAACAGUAGCCGAACAAGCAAGUAUAGAAAAAAACGGGAAACAGCCAAGGCGACGUGGAAGUUCCGCACAUAAACGACGAGCUAGUCGUUCAAGUACAUCGCCACCAGGUAGACCCAGUGGCUUUAAUGUGCCACCUCUAGAAACUCGUCUUGCUGAACUAAAAGUGUCAUCCACAGACCACCACAAGACUGCAGAAGAAAUUCAAAAUAACAAGGCUGAUGGAGAGACAUCUAAAUGGGCUGCAGAACGUGAUGCCCACCGUGAACGUCGAAUGCAAGCACUUAACUCUGUCGAAUGGCGCAAGCCACAUCAACAUGACAAGCCUGCUGAGCAGGUUGCUAUUAAUCCUACUGACCAAGACAGUCAACAAGUGCCCAGCGGUCGUCGACAUCGUGCCAGAGGUGGGCGCCGACGUCGUCGCAGCACUAAUAGUGGAAGCAAUGGCAGUAUUCCAAGCGAAUCGGAGGUUGCAAAAAGUGAAGCUGUAAACGUAUUAUCAUCUGUUCACAAUGACAGUAACGGGGCCCAGUCAAAUAUCCCGUCGGAGAAAAGCGAGUCUGUUUUACAUAUUUCAGAUUAUGACGAGAAUGAAGAUUGGGCUGAUGAUUCUGAAUGGGAUUUUAAUCAGUUUACAACAACCCAAUAA
This is a messenger RNA of Magnusiomyces paraingens, 1239 nucleotides long. RefSeq lists its product as uncharacterized. The transcript is spliced from 2 exons. NCBI's taxonomy places the organism in Eukaryota, Fungi, Ascomycota, Dipodascomycetes, Dipodascales, Dipodascaceae. Bases 1 to 1239 code for a protein of 412 amino acids. The record is from RefSeq and is a predicted model, not a curated record.